This is a messenger RNA of Racocetra persica, 823 nucleotides long. NCBI's taxonomy places the organism in Eukaryota, Fungi, Glomeromycota, Glomeromycetes, Diversisporales, Gigasporaceae. The record is from the annotation of a GenBank genome assembly.
AUGUUGUCCGAGAAUCCACAUCCUAUGUCACUUUUUCGAUCACCGUCACGAUCCCAAAAUCAUAAUUCAUCUCCUAAUUCACAACCACAACAAAUUCAAUCUUUACAAGAUUCACAAAAGAAAAGUUCUUUCAAACGACCAAUUAUCACAGGUCCUAAUACUCCUCCAUUAACACCACCCCGUCAUCAUCGUCCUUAUAAGAGACGUAGUUCUUCAACCUUGGUUGUUAAGAAAUCAGAUGGUGCCAUGGUUAGUUUGCUGAACGAUGAAGAAGAGUCGACCUUAUCUCCAACUUCUUUGUUUUCUGACGACGAAUCGGUGUUUUCUUCUGUCUCUAGUUGUGGAUGUUCUGAUGAUGGUUUGACCUCUCAUAUACACUCUCCACAAAGACAACGCACAUCUUCAAAUCCCUCUCUCACAAAUACUACCACAGUAAAUAAACGUAAAUAUAUUUGUCAACAUCCUGAUUGUGGUAAAAGCUUUACUACAAGCGGUCACCUUGCUCGUCACAAUAGAAUACACACGGGUGAAAAAAAUUUCCCUUGUUUAAUGCCAGGUUGCACAUCAAAAUUCUCCCGUCAAGAUAAUAUGAUGCAACAUUACAGGACACAUUUAUCUUCAAAAAGUCGACGUGGUUCAAAGUCUGGUAUUCACACUCCUCCACCUCAGCCACAAACAUCUUGUUCCAAUAUUGAACCUCAAUCAAAACGUGUUAGAUUUAGAUCAAUGUUUCAAGAACCUGUUCAUUUACCUCCAAUCCAUUCCAUGAUGCCAUCUGUUAUCUCUUUACCUCAAUCUUCUUCACAUCAUCAUAUGAAAAGUG